AUGGGCAACGCUAUGUCGGCGAGUUUCGCACCAGAGUGCACGGAUCUGAAACAGGAAUAUGACAACUGCUUCAACCAAUGGUACAGCGAAAAGUUCCUAAAGGGCCUUUCCAUGGAAAAUGAGUGCAGCAAGCAAUGGUACGCCUACACUACGUGCGUGGAAGCGGCGCUGGUCAAACAGGGCAUCAAGCCUGCGCUGGACGAAGCCCGCAAAGAAGCUCCCUUCGAAAAGGGCGGCGAAUCCGCAGACUCGGAUGCCAGUAAGUAG
Messenger RNA from Lachancea thermotolerans CBS 6340, 267 nucleotides. It is a transcript of the gene MDM35, whose product is annotated as Mdm35p. The transcript has a single exon. The record is from RefSeq and is a predicted model, not a curated record. Lineage: Eukaryota; Fungi; Ascomycota; Saccharomycetes; Saccharomycetales; Saccharomycetaceae. The coding region runs from base 1 to 267 and encodes 88 amino acids.